GAUUUAAAGCCACUCUCCCUCUUAUAAACCCUCCCUUCCGCCGCUCUGUUCCUCCUCUUUCUUCCCAUCGACGCUCCAAAUCCAAUCUGCUCUCCGGUUUCUCGAUCGACGAACAUGGCUCUCCCUAAUCAGCAAACUGUGGACUACCCAAGCUUCAAGCUUGUCAUUGUUGGUGAUGGAGGGACUGGAAAAACCACUUUCGUGAAGAGGCAUCUUUCUGGUGAAUUUGAAAAGAAAUAUGAACCUACCAUUGGUGUUGAGGUUCAUCCAUUGGACUUCCAUACAUCCCAUGGCAAUAUUCGUUUCUACUGCUGGGACACAGCUGGACAAGAGAAGUUUGGAGGACUCCGUGAUGGUUACUAUAUUCAUGGGCAAUGUGCAAUUAUUAUGUUCGAUGUUACUGCACGGCUGACUUACAAGAAUGUUCCUACAUGGCACCGUGAUCUCUGCAGGGUUUGCGAGAACAUUCCCAUUGUUCUUUGUGGAAAUAAAGUUGAUGUCAAGAACAGGCAGGUGAAAGCAAAGCAAGUUACUUUCCACAGGAAGAAAAAUCUGCAGUACUAUGAGAUCUCUGCGAAGAGCAACUACAAUUUUGAGAAGCCUUUCUUGUACCUUACCAGGAAGCUUGCUGGGGAUGCAGCCAUUACGUUUGUGUCUGCGCCUGCUCUUGCUCCUCCAGAAGUACAAGUGGACAUGGUUGCACAGCUGCAGCAUGAAGAAGAGCUUAAAAAAGCAGCAAGUAUGCCACUUCCAGAUGAAGACGAGGCUUUCGAUUAGAUAUUUUUUUUGGAAGGCUUGCCCCAUUCUAUGACCACUGCUGCUCAUCUAUCUCUAGUUGUUCCCAAGCAUUGUGGCUCUUAGAUCGUGGGGUACUUUUUCUUGAGCCGAUUUACGUGUUUGGAUCGUCUCCCCCCCACCCCCACCCCCACCCCUAAACGUUUGUGCUACAUACUACUAGCACGAGUUAUGUGUUUUUUCUAUUUUGAAUUUUCUAGACAUUAAUUGUGUGUGAUUCUACCUCGGGAGCGGGUUUUGUUAUUUGCAUCUUAAUGUGCCUGCAUCAUUGAUAUUUAUAUGGAUCAAUAUGCCAAAUCUACAAUCUUGCGUCUUCUCUAUCUUCACACGUACCUUGUUUGUUUUGGUAACUCUGCUAAUGGUAAU
This is a messenger RNA of Cuscuta campestris, 1161 nucleotides long. Lineage: Eukaryota; Viridiplantae; Streptophyta; Magnoliopsida; Solanales; Convolvulaceae. The record is from the annotation of a GenBank genome assembly.